Cuscuta campestris is the source of this 1672-nucleotide messenger RNA. NCBI's taxonomy places the organism in Eukaryota, Viridiplantae, Streptophyta, Magnoliopsida, Solanales, Convolvulaceae. The record is from the annotation of a GenBank genome assembly.
CGGUCCUGGGUGUGUGUGGGUCCCGUGACCCGUUUGGCGUAAAGCCUAUAAUCUCACACAUCAUCCCUUCCCCUCCAUUCUCCCACAUAUUCUCUGCUUCACUGGAGUCUCCUCCUCCCACGCGCCGCCCCCUACCGCCGCGGCCGCUACACCCUCCCAAAUCAUUCAAUCAAUAAUGGCCGCCAUGAACCGCCUAUUCAGAUCCCCAACCUCCUCCGCUUCCCUCCUACGAAACUGCUUUUCCACCACCGCCGCCGCCUCAUCGGAGACAGUGAAGCCGAAACUUUACCCAGAUUCCCCUCUCACGAAGGCUCGAGAUCCCAAGCCUAAAGGCAUCCAGUGGGUGUUUCUCGGCUGCCCCGGCGUCGGAAAGGGGACCUACGCCAGCCGCCUGUCUGCUCUCCUCGGAGUUCCGCAUAUUGCCACCGGCGAUCUCGUCCGUGAAGAGCUCAAAUCAUCUGGCCCUCUCUCUAAACAACUUUCAGAUAUUGUAAACCAAGGGCAAUUGGUUUCAGAUGAGAUAAUACUGAACUUACUGUCAAAGAGGCUAGAAGCUGGAGAAGCUAAGGGUGAAGCAGGAUUUAUACUUGAUGGAUUCCCUCGAACAGUGAGGCAAGCUGAAAUAUUGAAUGAUGUGACAGACAUAGAGUUGGUUGUUAAUCUCAAGCUUCCAGAAAGUGUAUUAGUUGAGAAAUGUCUCGGGCGAAGGAUUUGUGGUGAAUGCGGGAAGAAUUUCAAUGUGGCAUCUAUUAAUGUCAAGGGCGAAAAUGGGAGUCCUGGAAUUAGCAUGGCCCCACUACUCCCCCCUCCGCAAUGUGUUUCAAAGCUAACCAUUCGAGAUGAUGAUACUGAAGCCGUUGUUAAGGAAAGACUUCUUGUGUACUACGAGAAGAGCCAGCCGGUUGAAGACUUUUAUCGAAGCCAAGGGAAGCUCUUGGAAUUUGAUUUGCCCGGAGGGAUACCCGAAUCCUGGCCGAAAUUGUUGGAAGUCCUUAACCUCGAUGAACACGAGGACAACAAACUCUCAGCUGCUGCCUAGAUUUUCAACCCAUUGGUUGCCUUGAUGCAUGUUUUAACAUUUUUGCCCGUUAUUUAUUCGACUGAGUUAAUGAAAAAAAAUAACAACCAAACAUGAAGUCCCCCAGCCAAUUAACUGCUGUGGCCUAAAAUAGUUGAAUUUCCAGAAAUGCAUUUUUCAAAAGAAGUGUGUUGUACCAAAUAGCUUAAGUUAGUUUGGGAGUGCCAUUUUUCCCAUUUAAAAAAUGCACCAGACUAAAAUCUGUAAUGGUGUACUAAGUUUAUUAUUUGUUCUACUUGGGGUUGAAAUUUAUAUGAUCAUAUAUAUUGUAGCAAGGAGAACAUUUUAUGUUUAUAUUCAAGUUUGUGAGUGGCUUGUGAUGGGUGGAUGGACUUUGGCCCAUUCCAAAUUUAGCCCACAAUGAGACACUAACUUUAGGCCCUGUAUUUGAUUCAAUGUUGACGUAUUUAUGCCAUUGUUUUACCUUUGCAAGGAGGGCAUCACAAAGGGGAUUAUUGAUCAUUGAAGUGUCAUUGACAACCUCUAUAGGAGUCUACCAAACAAUUGAGAUGAAAGAUAACGAAAGAGAGACAUGGAGGGAUUUAUCGGCUUACUCGCCAUCGUGCCACGAAUUAGUAAAGAGUUGUAUUGCUC